Messenger RNA from Hevea brasiliensis (rubber tree), 1316 nucleotides. Its product is annotated as 1-aminocyclopropane-1-carboxylate oxidase. The coding region runs from base 241 to 1179 and encodes 312 amino acids. The transcript has 4 exons. Lineage: Eukaryota; Viridiplantae; Streptophyta; Magnoliopsida; Malpighiales; Euphorbiaceae. The record is from RefSeq and is a predicted model, not a curated record.
GCCCUCCAUACAAAAGAUGGUAGGGGUCCACAAGGAUGUAAUCUACAAGCCUGCUCCACCAGUCCCUCUUUCUUUUGCUUUGUUUUCAAUUCUACUAUUUUCUUCAAGCUGCCUCAUAUUUAGUGCUUUUUUCUUAUCUAGCUUCUCCCUUUCAUUGCCUAUAAAUUGCAGCUCCGCCUUCAACUUCAUUUCAUACACAUCAGAGACAAUUUUAAUUUAGAGUGACAUAGAGAGAAGAAAAUGGAGACCUUCCCUGUUAUUGACUUAUCAAAGCUUAGUGACGAAGAGAGAAAACCAACCAUGGAGAUGAUCCAUGAUGCCUGUGAAAACUGGGGCUUCUUUGAGUUGGUGAAUCAUGGAAUGUCUCCUGAGCUCAUGGACACUGUGGAGAUACUCACGAAGGAGCACUACAGGAAGUGUAUGGAGCAAAGAUUCAAGGAAAUGGUGGCCAGCAAGGGUCUGGAGGCUGUUCAGUCUGAAAUCAAUGACUUGGACUGGGAAAGCACCUUGUUCUUGAGCCACCGUCCUGUCUCCAACAUGGCAGAAAUCCCUGAUCUUGAUGAAGAAUACAGGAAGACCAUGAAUGAGUUUGCAGUGGAACUGGAGAAACUAGCUGAGCAACUUCUGGAGCUGUUGGGCGAGAAUCUUGGGUUGGAGAAGGGUUACCUGAAGAAGGCCUUCUGCGGGUCAAAAGGGCCAACCUUCGGCACAAAAGUUAGCAACUAUCCUCCCUGUCCAAAACCAGACCUUAUCAAGGGACUGAGAGCCCACACAGACGCAGGUGGCAUCAUAUUACUGUUUCAAGAUGAUGUAGUAAGUGGCCUCCAGCUCCUCAAGGAUGGGCAGUGGAUUGAUGUGCCACCCAUGAAACACUCCAUCGUCAUCAACUUAGGCGACCAACUUGAGGUAAUUACCAAUGGCAAAUACAAGAGUGUGAUGCACCGUGUGAUUGCUCAGACGGACGGUACCAGGAUGUCAAUAGCUUCAUUCUACAACCCAGGUAGUGAUGCUGUUAUUUACCCAGCUCCAGCGUUGGUUGAGAAAGAGGCAGAGAAGACCCCAGGGUAUCCUAAAUUUGUGUUCGAAGACUACAUGAAACUCUAUGCAGGCCUCAAGUUCCAAGCCAAGGAGCCGAGGUUUGAAGCAAUGAAGGCCAUGGAUCCUAUAGCAACUGCUUGAGACUGAUCAAAGAGGCUUUAGUUAUGUAUGUGUGUGCAUGUGUCAAUAACAAAACUAAUUAAGCCGCUAUUGAUGAUGAAGUUACUGAUUGAUUAGUGUAACUAAAAUAAAUAAUUAUGCCGAAAGUUUGGUUCUAA